CGCAUCCGUGUGCUAUGAACAACGCCACCGCGCACCGCCCCAUCACGACCGCUCCGCGCGCUGGUGAAUCGUUGGGCGCGUUUGUCGGCCAGUUAGAUGCGUCCUUACCUGGCAGCCUUCUCUUGCGUGUGGCGGAGGCAUGCAUGGAUAUCCAGGCGUUGAUUCAACGUGGUGCCCUUGCAGACAACGUUCUCGGGUCGGCUCACUCGGGCAACGUCCAGGGCGAAGUGCAGCAAAAGUUGGACUUGCUCUCAAAUGAUGCGAUGCUACGUCGAUGCCAAGACGAUCCGUCGCUUGCUGGCAUGUGCUCUGAAGAAAGCGAGGAUGUCUACGCCGCAUCACCGUCUGGGCGAUACCUUCUGCUUUUCGAUCCCCUCGACGGUUCGUCCAACAUUGACGUGAACGUGUCAAUUGGAACCAUUUUUUCCGUCCUUCCACACACGCCCAGCGUCAAUGCCACCGCAACCGUCGCGUCGGAUUUCCUUCAAUCCGGCGAUCGACAACUCGCCGCGGGCUACGCCAUCUACGGCCCCCAGACGACGCUUGUCAUCACCGUCGGCCACGGCGUCCACAUGUUCACGUUGGACGUUGCCCGUCAAGUGUUUGUGUGCACGCAACCACAAGUAACCCUCUCUCUAUCGACGAAAGAGUUUGCCAUCAACAUGUCCAACACACGGCACUGGGAACCACCGAUCGCGGCGUACGUGGCCGACUGCCUCGCCGGAGUCCAAGGUCCUCGCGGCAAAGAUUUCAACAUGCGGUGGAUUGCAUCGAUGGUGGCCGAGGUGCAUCGCAUCUUGUGUCGUGGCGGGGUGUUCUUGUACCCAUGGGACGUCCGCAUGAAGGGGCGAAUGGAAGGCCGACUUCGACUGCUCUACGAGGCGAACCCCAUGAGCUUGUUGAUCGAACAAGCAGGCGGCGCCGCCAGCAUCGGUGUCAAGCGUAUGCUGGAUGUGAUCCCGACUUCGCUGCAUCAACGGGUGCCUGUCAUCUUGGGUUGCCGGGAAGAAGUCCAAGCCAUUGUUGGGUAUCACUUGCAGACCCCGAACGACGAUCGGCCAUGAUGAGCUGUCUCUCGGACCUCUCGUGGUCUCGAUAGUUCACCAAAAAACUAAAGACGUGGAGGCUGUGCCAUUCAUUCGUGCUGCGUGGAAGGUCUACUUGGAUGCGUACGCAUUGCACACGACGUCGAUUUAUGUGCAAUAAACUGUAUAGCUUGGGCAAUCAAGGCGCACAUAGUCGCCAAGAAAGGUUAGAGGAGUCAUGCUGCGUGACCACGAUGAGCUGGGUAUUGCGUCCGUUGUCACCGGUACCCUCGCCGAACUCGUGCGGCCCAUUGCAAUCCGUGCAUGUGAUCGGACGCCCGCGCUUGCUC
This is a messenger RNA of Aphanomyces invadans, 1375 nucleotides long. RefSeq lists its product as hypothetical. The coding region runs from base 15 to 1064 and encodes 349 amino acids. Gene Ontology annotation, biological process: fructose 6-phosphate metabolic process; sucrose biosynthetic process; fructose metabolic process. Gene Ontology annotation, molecular function: fructose 1,6-bisphosphate 1-phosphatase activity. The transcript has 2 exons. The record is from RefSeq and is a predicted model, not a curated record. Lineage: Eukaryota; Oomycota; Saprolegniomycetes; Saprolegniales; Verrucalvaceae. Gene Ontology annotation, cellular component: cytosol; cytoplasm.